Messenger RNA from Suillus clintonianus, 885 nucleotides. RefSeq lists its product as uncharacterized. The annotation marks the transcript as partial. Lineage: Eukaryota; Fungi; Basidiomycota; Agaricomycetes; Boletales; Suillaceae. The record is from RefSeq and is a predicted model, not a curated record. The transcript is spliced from 3 exons.
CUGGCGCAAACCAACAUCUUUUUUCAUUCAUUGGUACAGUUCUCCUAUCUCACUAAUAUGAACGAGCUCGACCUCGUUUGUCCCCCUAUUUUCCACCCUCAUGAAUGGAUUGCACUCGCGAUUCCCCAAGCGCACAUGCACCACAUCCCAUCUCGCAACCUUUCCGUUCACGAUUUUCUGCAGCUGUCAUUGCCUGCCCCCUCCUCGACCAUUAUUUCUGUGAAAGUCAAUUGUUGGUUUAGCCACGACCCUCCAGACAUCGACUCGGACUUAUCGUACCUCAAAACUCGGCCCAUCCCCUCUGAAAAUGUAUUGGCAGAGAUCAAUUCUGCCAUCAGUCACGAUGCGCGUAUAUCUGCACUCCAUCCCCUCAAAGUCGAUGAUUUUGCGAUUGUAUACACAGAGUGGGGCCUUCGCAUCGGCCGAGUGAUUGCAAUUUACUCGAAAGGUGGUGGUAAAAACGGCAAACACGCUGCUGUUGACAAAGCAGACGCUAUCGCUGGUGUCUCGUACCUUGGUGUCCAAAUCUACCAGCAACAUUUUCAUCGUCAUUUUCGUUCCAUUCCUGAUGCAACUGCCAUGUUCCAAUGCAACCAAUUUGCUUUCAUUGCUUCUACUGCCUUUCUCUGUCUAAUUUCAUCUAAGCCCAACCUAACGCACUCGGGACUCGAACUUGCACCUGCAGACCUCACGGACUUCCGAUAUCCUAUCAACUGCUUUGCCUCAGUUGGCGGAAGCUGCCAAAUUGUUCCGCAAGAGGACUUCGAGAAACGGGACCACACAGAGGGAUGAAGAAGGCGAUUUUUGAUUCUUUUUAGCUUCUACUGGCUAUUCUAAACACACCUAGCUACUUAGAAUAAGAAAAAAACGCAUUUUUUGAGUUUU